CUCAGGAAGCGAACCGGAAGCGGCCCGAGUUCAAUAUUAAUAAAGCUGAAUAAAUGUAAUUUAAUUGAAUUGUUUAUAAUUUAGAUAUUAAUGAAUAAUUAAAUAAAUCUGCAUGGAUUAUUCACCGCCGAAGAAGAGAAGCGGACUUCCGCGGGAAGUGUGGAAAUGGCUGCAGAGUCUCGAGCUCUCUAUUUCACCUAAAAACAUCCGGAGAGAUUUCUCUAACGGUUAUCUGGUGGCCGAGGUUUUUUCCUGGUAUUUCCCCGAGGAUUUCUCUCUACACUCGUACGAUAACGGAGCGUCACUCGGCACCAAGCAGAGCAACUGGACUCAGAUCGAGAAGGUGCUGGUGAAGCGGCGCGUCAGUUUGAUGAAGGAGUCCAUUAAUGGUACGAUUCACUGCAAACCCGGAGCAGCCGAGGCUUUAGUUCAGGAGAUUUACACACUACUGACCAACAGGAGGAUCCAGAGUGUCCAGGAGGAGGCGCUGGACUUCACCGAUCAGCGAUAUCAGGAGCAGCUGCCCAUGGUGGCUCGAGCCACGGCGUCUAAAGCCAUCAAAAACAACCUGCGUCUGAGUGAGGAGCUGGCCGAGCCCAACAUCAGCACCACCCAGAGGAAAAUCCAGAACAUCAUCCACCGGCACGUGGAGCUCCGGAGAGAGGAGAGGAGCCAGAACCCCCAGCGUUUUAAUGUGAAGCCCACGCUGGGAGAGCAGGCCGUCCGACUACCACCGUCACACACACACACCGCCAGCACCACAUGGUGACUGAUGGGAGUCGCAACACGCUCUGCAGGGAUCGGAUUCCGUCUCCGGCUCUACUUUGGAAAUAAAGAUAUUUUAGGAAAAGACGAUUAAAUAAUAAAUAUUUACUGAACGCACACAAUCUCCACUUCACAGCACAUUAGCCUCCGGUUUGGCAUCAUGACGAGUGUGUAAUGAGACAUGCACUUUUUUUUUUUGUGUUUAAUAAUUUAAGCUUCCAUUACUUUUUAGCUACAUUAGCUUUGUAGCUUCAGAGCAAAAAAAAAAAAAUUCAGACACUGAAGAUUCAAUUCAAUUCAAUUCAAUUCAUUUUUAUUUGUAUAGCGCUUUUUUACAAAGGUCAUUGUCUCAAAGCAGCUUUACACAAACAAAAGUAAAGUGAAGUGUGUGUGUGUGACGUCUCUGAUGAGCAAGGUGUUUUAGCUAAUCGAGUGUGUUUAGGGGAAACUUAAAGAACUUACAGAACGUCUGAGUAUUGUGCUUUAUGAAAUGACAUGUUGCAAGUGUCCAUGACCAAUAAUAAGCAUCACUAAAUAAAUCAACAUACACAAACAUGUUUAUUUCUGUAGUUUUAUAUACAUUCUUAAAAUGUUUGAUAAAAUAUUAAAAUAUUUGGGGGAAAUCAGAUACACAACCUCGCAGUAGGGAAAAAUUAAAUGAACAUGGUGAAUUUUUAAUUUGCUGUGUCAGCUAUAGUUAGCUGCUUGAGAUCUCUUCGCUUUUUAACUUUAAUUUCAUUAUUUAUUAUUUAUACCUCUUGGGUUUUUCUCUUGGUUUGGGCUACAGAGCGUUACCACGAUCUGUAAUAUACCACACUGGAUUUUCAUAAUAAUAAUAUAUCACUUGUAAAGUGAACCUGAACUUGGAAUUAAAAAAAAAAAAAAAGAUCUACAAUUAAAUUAUAUUUCCAGCUGUUUCUGUAUUGUGUUACAGGAAAAACUAAUUAAUUGUUUCAUAAAGUCUGUGUUUUUGUCCUUAUUUCUUAAUAUUAUGGACAUCAAUAUGACAGAAAUAAUAUACAGUAUAGAAUAAAAGUAGUUUUGGAGAUAUUUUAAUUUUAAUUCUAAUUUUAAUGUUUGUCACUUCCAGGAAAAUGAUGAAAAAUAUUUUGAUGACUCAUCAUGUACUAGUCUUGUGUUCAUCCUAUCAAAUACUCUCUAGAACGUAUAAGCCCCGCCCCCAGGGGUGUGUCUUGCUGUACAGUCGUGGCUCGUUUGCAGUAAACAUGGUCCAUCUGUGUAUUCCCUUUUCCACCCGAAAAUAAAUAUUUGGAGUUUAUUCAUGUGGAAGAGGGCGGAGUUUGUGUGAUUUGGCAGUCAUGUGACUUAGAGGAGUGUUUUACCAACUUGGAGAUGUUUAAUGCCAGAAUGUCGCUUCCUCAAAAUGAUGGAGAGUCAGUAAUAUCAUUUUAUCCAUUUUAUACACGUCA
Molecule: messenger RNA, 2195 nt
Organism: Pangasianodon hypophthalmus (striped catfish)
Lineage: Eukaryota; Metazoa; Chordata; Actinopteri; Siluriformes; Pangasiidae
Gene: spata4
Product: spermatogenesis associated 4
Exons: 6
Coding region: 113-769 (218 amino acids)
Biological process (GO): regulation of cytoskeleton organization
Cellular component (GO): axoneme
Molecular function (GO): microtubule binding
Source: RefSeq, a predicted model, not a curated record